AAGUGGGGCAAAAGCCUGCCGUGGAGAACUCUUGGGCCAAACUUGCAAUGUCAGUUAUAAACUUUACGUACGCAUCGAAAAGUGAACGCGUGUGGUGGGUUUAGUGUGGUUUCGUUCAACCACAAUUUCUAAUUUAGGAAAAGACAUACUAUUUGAAAGAAAAUGUAUGAAACAAUGGAACGCGAAGGCGGCGACAUUACCGCCGCCGACAUGGUACUCCCGGAAGAAUCCAGUGAAAUCGCAAAAUUCUACUUCGAUUCCACAGUUUUCCUCACCGGAGCCACCGGAUUUUUGGGGAAAAUGUGCUUGGAAAAACUAUUGAGGGAUUGUUACGACGUGAGGAAAAUCUUCGUGAUGGUCAGGGCGAAAAAGGGCAAAGACGUACAGACGAGAUUCGACGAAAUUUUCGACGGACCGAAUAUGGAACCCCUGAAACGCAAACACUCGAAUUUCGGGUCGAAGGUCGUCCUGGUUAACGGCGAUUGUACCCUUCCCGACUUAGGUUUAAACGACGAAGACAAAGCGAAAAUAAUCAAUGAAACAAACUGUAUAAUCCACUAUGCUGCAACGGUCCGUUUUGAUGAAAAAAUUCGUACGGCGACGCACAUCAACGUACGUGCAGUUAUAGACCUUAUCAAGAUGGCCAAAGAAAUGAAGAACUUGAAGGCUAUGAUUUACGUCUCCACGGCUUUCUCGAAUUGCAUCCAAAAAGAAAUCCGUGAAGAAUUCUACCCUCCCCCCAUCUCCGGUCAUAAACUCCUUUCCCUAUUGGACGCCUUAGACGACGAUAAACUCGACAAAAUCACCCCAAUAAUCAUGGGCGAGUACCCCAACACUUACGUCUUUACCAAAGCCGUGGCCGAAGACGUGAUAAAAACCGAAGGAAAGACACUACCAGUUGCCGUUUUUCGGCCGUCGAUCGUUAUUGCAUCGGUCAAGGAACCGGUCGCUGGAUGGAUUGAUAAUUUAUAUGGAGCGACGGGGGUACUCGUGGGGGCUGCUGUUGGAGUCUUGAGGAGUCUUCAUGGAAAAAUCGAAAAUGGGGCCGAAAUGGUACCGGCCGAUUAUGUAGUCAAUUGUACCUUAGCCUCGGCCUGGGACAUCGCUUCAGUCAAAUCAAUCAAUGAAAAUCGGGAGAAAAACGGAAAAAAUCAAUUCGAAGAGGAAGUUCCAGUUUAUAAUUUUGUCAGUUCGCCGGAAGCCGGAAUCACGUGGGAUAUAUACACAAAACUGGCCGAAAAGCACGCAAAACAAGUCCCCACCCCCUUACUAGUCUGGCAUUACUUUUUCGCCCUGCGAUCGUCAAGAAUCCACCAUUUAAUCGCAGUUUUCUUCCUCCACACAAUCCCGGCGUAUUUGGUCGACUUUAUUGCCAUUUGUUUAGGCAAAAAACCAAUGUUGGUGAAAGGUUACCAAAAAAUUAAUAAAUUCGCCGAUGUUAUAAGUUACUUCAGUUCACGCGAAUGGAAAUUUACCAAUUCCAAUGUCCAAUCGCUUUGGAAAAAAAUGGGGAAGCGUGAUAAAGAGUUGUUCGAAUUUAGUAUGAAGAAUUUCAAUUGGGAUUCCUAUUUUUAUACGUAUGUUAGAGGGGCGAGGGCUUAUUUACUCAAAGACCCCUUGACAACUUUGCCCGAAGGGAGGGUGAAAUAUUAUAAAUUAAUGGUGUUGCAUUAUGUUUUAAUGACGGUUUUGUUCUUUGGUUUUUAUAAAUUAUUAAUGUUCUUGUUGGGCUUGUUGUUUUAGGAAGGUGUAAGUGAUUAAAUAUAUUUAUAUGUGAAAA
Molecule: messenger RNA, 1780 nt
Organism: Tribolium madens (black flour beetle)
Lineage: Eukaryota; Metazoa; Arthropoda; Insecta; Coleoptera; Tenebrionidae
Product: fatty acyl-CoA reductase wat-like
Exons: 8
Coding region: 163-1743 (526 amino acids)
Biological process (GO): long-chain fatty-acyl-CoA metabolic process
Cellular component (GO): peroxisome
Molecular function (GO): alcohol-forming very long-chain fatty acyl-CoA reductase (NADP+) activity
Source: RefSeq, a predicted model, not a curated record